CAUCAACCGCCAGCCCAGCCACGACGUCCACAGCUCAGUCCACAACACGGACCACGGUGACACUACCAACCCCAGCCACAUCAGGGACAAGCCCCACGCUGCGUAAGUCACGGCGCUAUAGGAUGCCAGCAAUCCCGAAGGCACCCGGUCCCACCUCCAGCUCACAUUCAGUGAUUCAGCCACAAAGGUGACCCCGUAUUUCCCAGAGGGCAAGCGGGAAGGCAGCCCAACAGUGCAGGCUGGAGCUGGAGGCGAAGAGGGCCUCCAGGCACCCACAGAGGCAGGCCUGGGGAGCAGAGGUGCAGGAGGACGGGGGCCACCACCAGGGCCACAGGGAACCAGAAGGGGAUAAAGUAGGGCCUGGUUUCCAGUCACAGAGCGGCAGCUGCACUGAAGGAGUCAGCACUCAGCUCAGGGCAGGAUGCGGAGCAGGUCCAGGUGAGAUGGAGACACUGGGGCAGGCUGGAGUGCCCAGGAGGGGCCAUGUCACAGGACCAGAGACAGAGACGGGCAAGAAAAACGUCACGUGGGCAAAAGAAGAGGCCAGCGGAGGUCAGGGUAAAGAAACAAAAACAAUAACGAUGACAACUUCACCAAUUCCCACAGCAAAAUCCACCAAUCAGGAACUGCCAGGAACAACGGCCACCCAGACGACAGGAGCACGUCCAACCCCAGCAAGCACCACAGGCCCAACCACCCCACAGCCAGGACAACCCACGAGGCCCACAGCCACAGAGACCACUCAAACAAGAACGACAACUGAAUACACAACGCCCCAAACCCCACACACCACACACUCCCCACCUACGGCGGGGAGUCCCAUCGCUUCCACAGGUCCUAUGACUGCAACAUCCUUCCAGACCACCACUACCUAUCCAACCCCAUCACACCCUCAGACUACACUUCCCACUCACGUUCCACCUUUCUCCACCUCCUCGGUGACUCCAAGUACUCACACAGUCAUCACCCAUACACGCCCACAGAUGUCCACUUCCACCUCCAUCCAGUCAAAACCAACAGGCAUCAUUCCUUCAUCAACAAUGGUCAAGGCCACAGGGUCCACACACACAGCCCCAACGAUGACGGGGAUCACCAGUGGGACCAGCCAAGUCCACAGCUCAUUGAGCACAGCCAAAACCUCUACAUCCCUCCACUCACAUGCUUCCUCCACACACCCUCCAGAAAUCACCCCAACUUCUACCACCACAAUUACUCCCAACCCCACUACUACAGGCACUGGAAUCCCUGUGGCCCACACCACCUCAGCCACCAGCAGCAGGCUACCCACACCCUUCACCACACACUCCGCACCUACAGGGAGCAAUCCCACCACUUCCACAGGUCCUAUGACUGCAACAUCCUUCAAGACCACCACUACCUAUCCAACACCACCACAACCUCAGACCACACUUCCCACUCACGUUCCACCUUUCUCUACCUCGCUGGUGACUCUAAGUACUCACACAGUCAACACCCCAACCCACCCACAGAUGUCCACUUCUGCCUCCAUCCACUCAAUGUCAACAAGCACCACUUCUCCACCGACAACGCUCACAACCACAGGGUCCACACACACAGCCCCAACGAUGACAGUGACCACCAGUGGGACCAGCCAAGUCCACAGCUCCUUCAGCACAGCCAAAACCUCUACAUCCCUCCUCUCACAUGCUUUCUCCACACAUCAUCCAGAAACCACCGCAACUUCUACUACCACCAUUACUCCCAACCCCACUAGUACAGGCACCGGAACCCCUGUGGCCCACACCACCUCGGCCACCAGCAGCAGGCCACCACCACCCUUCACCACACACUCCCCACCUACAGGGAGUAGUCCCCUCUCUUCCACAGGUCCUAUGACUCCAACAUCCUUCAAGACCACCACCACCUAUCCAAACCCAUCACAUCCUCAGACCACAGUUCCCACUCACGUUCCACCUUUCUCCAGCUCAUCAGUGACUCCAAGUACUCACACAGUCAUCACCCCUACCCACGCACAGAUGGCCACUUCUGCCUCCAUCCACUCAACACCAACAGGUACAAUUCCUCCACCGACAACGCUCAAGGCCACAGGGUCCACCCACACAGGCUCACCAAUGACACCGACCACCAGUGUGACCAGCCAAGCCCCGAGCUCAUUCAGCACAGCCAAAACCUCUACAUCCCUACAUUCACACACUUCCUCCACACACCAUCCUGAAGUCACCGCAACUUCUACCACGAACAUCACCCCCAACCCCAGCAGUACAGGAACCGGCACACCCGUGGCCCACACCACCUCGGCCACCAGCAGCAGGCUACCCACACCCUUCACCACACACUCCGCACCUACAGGGAGCAGUCCCUUCUCUUCCACAGGUCCUACGACUGCAACACCCUUCCAGACCACCACUACCUAUCCAACACCAUCACACCCUCAGACCACUCUUCCCACUCAUGCUCCACCUUUCUCCACCACCUUGGUGACUCCAACUACUCCCACAAUCAUCACCCCUACCCACGCACAGUUGGCCACUUCUGCCUCCAUCCACUCAAUGCCAACAGGCACCAUUCCUCCACCGACAACGCUAAAGGCCACAGGGUCCACCCACACAGCCCCACCAACGACGCUGACCACCAGGGGGACCAGCCAAGCCCCAAGCUCAUUCAGCACAGCCAAAACCUCUACAUCCCUACCUUCCCACACUUCCUCCACACACCAUCCUGAAGUCACCCCAACUACUACCACCAUCACCUCCAACCCCACCAGUACAGGAACCGGCACACCCGUGGCCCACACCACCUCGGCCACCAGCAGCAGGCUACCCACACCCUUCACCACACACUCCCCAUCUACAGGGAGCAGUCCCAUCCCUUCCACAGGUCCUGUGACUGCAACAUCCUUCCAGACCACCACUACCUAUCCAACACCAUCACACCCUCAGACCACUCUUCCCACUCAUGUUCCACCUUUCUCCACUUCCUUGGUGACUCCAAGUACUCACACAGUCAUCACCCCUACCCACGCACAGAUGGCCACUUCUGCCUCCAUCCACUCAACGCCAACAGGCACAAUUCCUCCACUGACAACGCUCAAGGCCACAGGGUCCACCCACACAGCCCCACCAAUGCCACCGACCACCAGUGUGACCAGCCAAGCCCCAAGCUCAUUCAGCACAGCCAAAACUUCUACAUCCCUACAUUCACACACUUCUGCCACACACCAUCCUGAAGUCACCCCAACUUCUACCAUCAACAUCACCCCCAACCCCACCAGUAUAGGAACUGGCACCCCUGUGGCCCACACCACCUCGGCCACCAGCAGCAGGCUACCCACACCCUUCACCACACACUCCGCACCUACAGGGAGCAGUCCCUUCUCUUCCACAGGUCCUGUGACUGCAACACCCUUCCAGACCACCACUACGUAUCCAACACCAUCACACCCUCAGACCACACUUCCCACUCACAUUCCACCUUUCUCCACCUCCUUGGUGACUCCAAAUUCUCACACAGUCAUCACCCCUACCCACACAGAGAUGGCCACUUCUGCCUCCAUCCACUCAACACCAACAGGCACCAUUCCUCCACCGACAACGCUAAACGCCACAGGGUCCACCCACACAGCCCCACCAACGACGCGGACCACCAGGGGGACCAGCCAAGCCCCAAGCACAUUCAGCACAGCCAAAACCUCUACAUCCCUACAUUCACACACUUCCUCCACACACCAUCCUGAAGUCACCCCAACUUCUACCACCAACAUCACCCCCAACCCCACCAGUACAGGAACUGGCACCCCUGUGGCCCACACCACCUCGGCCACCAGCAGCAGGCUACCUACACCCUUCACCACACACUCCGCACCUACAGGGAGCAGUCCCUUCUCUUCCACAGGUCCUGUGACUGCAACACCCUUCCAGACCACCACUACCUAUCCAACACCAUCACACCCACAGACAACUCUUCCCACUCACAUUCCAACUUUCUCCACCUCCUUGGUGACUCCAAGUACUCACACAGUCAUCACCCCUACCCACGCACAGAUGGCCACUUCUGCCUCCAUCCACUCAAUUCCAACAGGCACAAUUCCUCCACCGACAACGCUCAAGGCCACAGGGUCCACCCACACAGCCCCACCAAUGACACCGACCACCAGUGUGACCAGCCAAGCCCCGAGCUCAUUCAGCACAGCCAAAACCUCUACAUCCCUACAUUCACACACUUCCUCCACACACCAUCCUGAAGUCACCCCAACUUCUACCACCACCAUCACCCCCAACCCCACCAGUACAGGCAACAGAACCCCUGUAGCCCACACCACCUCGGCCACCAGCAGCAGACUACCCACACCCUUCACCACACACUACCCACCUACAGGGAGCAGUCCCUUCUCGUCCACAGGUCCUAUGACUGCAACAUCCGUCAAGACCACCACCACCUAUCCAACCCCAUCACACCCUCAGACCACACUUCCCACUCACAUUACACCUUUCUCCACGGCCUUCGUGACUCCAAUUACUCACACAGUCAUCACCCCUACCCACGCACAGAUGUCCACUUCUGCCUCCAUCCACUCAACACCAACGGGCACUGUUCCUCCACCAACAACGCUCAAGGCCACAGGGUCCACCCAUACAGCCCCACCAAUGACACCGACCACCAGUGUGACCAGCCAAGCCCCGAGCUCAUUCAGCACACCCAAAACCUCUACAUCCUUACAUUCACAAACUUCCUCCACACACCAUGCUGAAGUCACUCCAACUUCUACCACCAACAUCACCACCAACCCCACCAGUACAGGAACUGGCACCCCUGUGGCCCACACCACCUCGGCCACCAGCAGCAGGCUACCUACACCCUUCACCACACACUCCGCACUUACAGGGAGCAGUCCCUUCUCUUCCACAGGUCCUGUGACUGCAACACCCUUCCAGACCACCACUACCUAUCCAACACCAUCACACCCUCAGACCACUCUUCCCACUCACGUUCCACCUUUCUCCACCUCCUUGGUGACGCCAAGUACUCACACAGUCAUCACCCCUACCCACGCACAGAUGGCCACUUCUGCCUCCAUCCACUCAACGCCAACAGGCACCAUUCCUCCACCGACAACGCUCAAGGCCACAGGGUCCACCCACACAGCCCCACCAACGACACCGACCACCAGUGUGACCAGUCAAGCCCCGAGCUCAUUCAGCACAGCCAAAACCUCUACAUCCCUACAUUCACACACUUCCUCCACACACCAUCCUGAAGUCACCCCAACUUCUACCACCAACAUCACCCCCAACCCCACCAGUACAGGCACCAGAACCCCUGUAGCCCACACCACCUCGGCCACCAGCAGCAGGCUACCCACACCCUUCACCACACACUACCCACCUACAGGGAGCAGUCCCUUCUCUUCCACAGGUCCUGUGACUGCAACAUCCUUCCAGACCACCACUACCUAUCCAACAUCAUCACACCCUCAGACCACUCUUCCCACUCACGUUCCACCUUUCUCCACCUCCUUGGUGACUCCAAGUUCUCACACAGUCAUCACCCCUACCCACGCACAGAUGGCCACUUCUGCCUCCAUCCACUCAACGCCAACAGGCACCAUUCCUCCACCGACAACGCUAAAGGCCACAGGGUCCACCCACACAGCCCCACCAACGACGCUGACCACCAGGGGGACCAGCCAAGCCCCAAGCUCAUUCAGCACGGCCAAAACCUCUACAUCCUUACAUUCACACACUUCUUCCACAUACCAUCCUGAAGUCACCCGAACUUCUACCACCAACAUCACCCCGAACCCCACCAGUACAGGAACUGGCACCCCUGUGGCCCAAACCACCUCGGCCACCAGCAGCAGGCUACCCACACUCUUCACCACACACUCCGCACCUACAGGGAGCAGUCCCUUCUCUUCCACAGGUCCUGUGACUGCAACACCCUUCCAGACCACCACUACCUAUCCAACACCAUCACACCCUCAGUCCACUCUUCCCACUCAUAUUCCACCUUUCUCCACCUCCUUGGUGACUCCAAGUACUCACACAGUCAUCACCCCUACCCACGCACAGAUGGCCACUUCUGCCUCCAUCCACUCAAUUCCAACAGGCACAAUACCUCCACCGACAACGCUCAAGGCCACAGGGUCCACCCACACAGCCUCACCAAUGACACCGACCACCAGUGUGACCAGCCAAGCCCCGAGCUCAUUCAGCACAGCCAAAACCUCUACAUCCCUACAUUCACACACUUCCUCCACACACCAUCCUGAAGUCACCCCAACUUCUACCACCAACAUCACCCCCAACCCCACCAGUACAGGAACUGGCACCCCUGUGGGCCACACCACCUCGGCCACCAGCAGCAGGCUACCCACACUCUUCACCACACACUCCGCACCUACAGGGAGCAGUCCCUUCUCUUCCACAGGUCCUGUGACUGCAACACCCUUCCAGACCACCACUACCUAUCCAACACCAUCACACCCUCAGUCCACUCUUCCCACUCACAUUCCACCUUUCUCCACCUCCUUGGUGACUCCAAGUACUCACACAGUCAUCACCCCUACCCACGCACAGAUGGCCACUUCUGCCUCCAUCCACUCAAUUCCAACAGGCACAAUACCUCCACCGACAACGCUCAAGGCCACAGGGUCCACCCACACAGCCCCACCAAUGACACCGACCACCAGUGUGACCAGCCAAGCCCCGAGCUCAUUCAGCACAGCCAAAACCUCUACAUCCCUACAUUCACACACUUCCUCCACACACCAUCCUGAAGUCACCCCAACUUCUACCACCAUCACCCCCAACCCCACCAGUACAGGCACCAGAACCCCUGUAGCCCACACCACCUCGGCCACCAGCAGCAGGCUACCCACACCCUUCACCACACACUACCCACCUACAGGGAGCAGUCCCUUCUCUUCCACAGGUCCUGUGACUGCAACAUCCUUCGAGACCACCACUACCUAUCCAACACCAUCACACCCUCAGACCACACUUCCCACUCACAUUCCACCUUUCUCCACCUCCUUGGUGACUCCAAGUUCUCACACAGUCAUCACCCCUACCCACGCACAGAUGGCCACUUCUGCCUCCAUCCACUCAACACCAACGGGCACUGUUCCUCCACCAACAACGCUCAAUGCCACAGGGUCCACCCAUACAGCCCCACCAAUGACGCCGACCACCAGUGGGACCAGCCAAGCCCCAAGCUCAUUCAGCACAGCCAAAACCUCUACAUCCCUACAUUCACACACUUCCUCCACACACCAUGCUGAAGUCACUCCAACUUCUACCACCACCAUCACCCCCAACCCCACCAGUACAGGAACUGGCACCCCUGUGGCCCACACCAUCUCGGCCACCAGCAGCAGGCUACCCACACCCUUCACUACACGCUCCGCACCUACAGGGAGCAGUCCCUUCUCUUCCACAGGUCCUGUGACUGCAACACCCUUCCAGACCAGCACUACCUAUCCAACACCAUCACACCCUCAGACCACUCUUCCCACUCACAUUCCACCUUUCUCCACCUCCUUGGUGACUCCAAGUACUCACACAGUCAUCACCCCUACCCACGCACAGAUGGCCACUUCUGCCUCCAUCCACUCAACGCCAACAGGUACAAUUCCUCCACCGACAACGCUCAAAGCCACAGGGUCCACCCACACAGCCUCACCAAUGACACCGACCACCAGUGUGACCAGCCAAGUCCCGAGCUCAUUCAGCACAGCCAAAACCUCUACAUCCCUACAUUCACACACUUCCUCCACACACCAUCCUGAAGUCACCCCAACUUCUACCACCAACAUCACCCCCAACCCCACCAGUACAGGAACUGGCACCCCUGUGGCCCACACCACCUCGGCCACCAGCAGCAGGCUACCCACACCCUUCACCACACACUACCCACCUACAGGGAGCAGUCCCUUCUCUUCCACAGGUCCUGUGACUGCAACAUCCUUCCCGACCACCACUACCUAUCCAACACCAUCACACCCUCAGACCACACUUCCCACUCACAUUACACCUUUCUCCACCUCCUUGGUGACUCCAAGUUCUCACACAGUCAUCACCCCUACCCACGCACAGAUGGCCACUUCUGCCUCCAUCCACUCAACGCCAACAGGCACCAUUCCUCCACCGACAACGCUAAAGGCCACAGGGUCCACCCACACAGCCCCACCAACGACGCUGACCACCAGGGGGACCAGCCAAGCCCCAAGCUCAUUCAGCACAGCCAAAACCUCUACAUCCCUACAUUCACACACUUCCUCCACAUACCAUCCUGAAGUCACCCCAACUUCUACCACCAACAUCACCCCCAACCCCAGCAGUACAGGAACCGGCACACCCGUGGCCCACACCACCUCGGCCACCAGCAGCAGGCUACCCACACCCUUCACCACACACUCCCCACCUACACGGAGCAGUCCCUUCUCUUCCACAGGUCCUGUGACUGCAACACCCUUCCAGACCACCACUACCUAUCCAACACCAUCACACCCUCAGACCACUCUUCCCACUCACAUUCCACCUUUCUCCACCUCCUUGGUGACUCCAAGUACUCACACAGUCAUCACCCCUACCCACGCACAGAUGGCCACUUCUGCCUCCAUCCACUCAAUGCCAACAGGCACAAUUCCUCCACCGACAACACUCAAGGCCACAGGGUCCACCCACACAGCCCCACCAAUGACACCGACCACCAGUGUGACCAGCCAAGUCCCGAGCUCAUUCAGCACAGCCAAAACCUCUACAUCCCUACAUUCACACACUUCUUCCACACACCAUCCUGAAGUCACCCCAACUUCUACCACCAACAUCACCCCCAACCCCACCAGUACAGGAACUGGCACCCCUGUGGCCCACACCACCUCGGCCACCAGCAGCAGGCUACCCACACCCUUCACCACACACUCCGCACCUACACGGAGCAGUCCCUUCUCUUCCACAGGUCCUGUGACUGCAACACCCUUCCAGACCACCACUACCUAUCCAACACCAUCACACCCUCAGACCACUCUUCCCACUCACAUUCCACCUUUCUCCACCUCUUUGGUGACUCCAAGUACUCACACAGUCAUCACCCCUACCCACGCACAGAUGACCACUUCUGCCUCCAUCCACUCAAUUCCAACAGGCACAAUACCUCCACUGACAACGCUCAAGGCCACAGGGUCCACCCACACAGCCCCACCAAUGACACCGACCACCAGUGUGACCAGCCAAGCCCCGAGCUCAUUCAGCACAGCCAAAACCUCUACAUCCCUACAUUCACACACUUCCUCCACACACCAUCCUGAAGUCACCCCAACUUCUACCACCAACAUCACCCCCAACCCCACCAGUACAGGCACCAGAACCCCUGUAGCCCACACCACCUCGGCCACCAGCAGCAGGCUACCCACACCCUUCACCACACACUACCCACCUACAGGGAGCAGUCCCUUCUCUUCCACAGGUCCUGUGACUGCAACAUCCUUCGAGACCACCACUACCUAUCCAACACCAUCACACCCUCAGACCACACUUCCCACUCACAUUCCACCUUUCUCCACCUCCUUGGUGACUCCAAGUUCUCACACAGUCAUCACCCCUACCCACGCACAGAUGGCCACUUCUGCCUCCAUCCACUCAACACCAACGGGCACUGUUCCUCCACCAACAACGCUCAAUGCCACAGGGUCCACCCAUACAGCCCCACCAAUGACGCCGACCACCAGUGGGACCAGCCAAGCCCCAAGCUCAUUCAGCACAGCCAAAACCUCUACAUCCCUACAUUCACACACUUCCUCCACACACCAUGCUGAAGUCACUCCAACUUCUACCACCACCAUCACCCCCAACCCCACCAGUACAGGAACUGGCACCCCUGUGGCCCACACCAUCUCGGCCACCAGCAGCAGGCUACCCACACCCUUCACUACACGCUCCGCACCUACAGGGAGCAGUCCCUUCUCUUCCACAGGUCCUGUGACUGCAACACCCUUCCAGACCAGCACUACCUAUCCAACACCAUCACACCCUCAGACCACUCUUCCCACUCACAUUCCACCUUUCUCCACCUCCUUGGUGACUCCAAGUACUCACACAGUCAUCACCCCUACCCACGCACAGAUGGCCACUUCUGCCUCCAUCCACUCAACGCCAACAGGCACCAUUCCUCCACCGACAACGCUCAAAGCCACAGGGUCCACCCACACAGCCUCACCAAUGACACCGACCACCAGUGUGACCAGCCAAGCCCCGAGCUCAUUCAGCACAGCCAAAACCUCUACAUCCCUACAUUCACACACUUCCUUCACACACCAUCCUGAAGUCACCCCAACUUCUACCACCAACAUCACCCCCAACCCCACCAGUACAGGAACUGGCACCCCUGUGGCCCACACCACCUCGGCCACCAGCAGCAGGCUACCCACACCCUUCACCACACACUACCCACCUACAGGGAGCAGUCCCUUCUCUUCCACAGGUCCUGUGACUGCAACAUCCUUCCAGACCACCACUACCUAUCCAACACCAUCACACCCUCAGACCACACUUCCCACUCACAUUACACCUUUCUCCACCUCCUUGGUGACUCCAAGUUCUCACACAGUCAUCACCCCUACCCACGCACAGAUGGCCACUUCUGCCUCCAUCCACUCAACGCCAACAGGCACCAUUCCUGCACCGACAACGCUAAAGGCCACAGGGUCCACCCACACAGCCCCACCAACGACGCUGACCACCAGGGGGACCAGCCAAGCCCCAAGCUCAUUCAGCACAGCCAAAACCUCUACAUCCCUACAUUCACACACUUCCUCCACAUACCAUCCUGAAGUCACCCCAACUUCUACCACCAACAUCACCCCCAACCCCAGCAGUACAGGAACCGGCACACCCGUGGCCCACACCACCUCGGCCACCAGCAGCAGGCUACCCACACCCUUCACCACACACUCCCCACCUACAUGGAGCAGUCCCUUCUCUUCCACAGGUCCUGUGACUGCAACACCCUUCCAGACCACCACUACCUAUCCAACACCAUCACACCCUCAGACCACUCUUCCCACUCACAUUCCACCUUUCUCCACCUCCUUGGUGACUCCAAGUACUCACACAGUCAUCACCCCUACCCACGCACAGAUGUCCACUUUCUCCUCCAUCCACUCAACGCCAACAGGCACAAUACCUCCACCGACAACACUCAAGGCCACAGGGUCCACCCAUACAGCCCCACCAAUGACACCGACCACCAGUGUGACCAGCCAAGUCCCGAGCUCAUUCAGCACAGCCAAAACCUCUACAUCCCUACAUUCACACACUUCCUCCACACACCAUCCUGAAGUCACCCCAACUUCUACCACCAACAUCACCCCCAACCCCACCAGUACAGGCACCAGAACCCCUGUAGCCCACACCACCUCAGCCACCAGCAGCAGGCUACCCACACCCUUCACCACACACUACCCACCUACAGGGAGCAGUCCCUUCUCUUCCACAGGUCCUGUGACUGCAACAUCCUUCGAGACCACCACUACCUAUCCAACACCAUCACACCCUCAGACCACACUUCCCACUCACAUUCCACCUUUCUCCACCUCCUUGGUGACUCCAAGUUCUCACACAGUCAUCACCCCUACCCACGCACAGAUGGCCACUUCUGCCUCCAUCCACUCAACACCAACGGGCACUGUUCCUCCACCAACAACGCUCAAUGCCACAGGGUCCACCCGUACAGCCCCACCAAUGACGCCGACCACCAGUGGGACCAGCCAAGCCCCAAGCUCAUUCAGCACAGCCAAAACCUCUACAUCCCUACAUUCACACACUUCCUCCACACACCAUGCUGAAGUCACUCCAACUUCUACCACCACCAUCACCCCCAACCCCACCAGUACAGGAACUGGCACCCCUGUGGCCCACACCAUCUCGGCCACCAGCAGCAGGCUACCCACACCCUUCACUACACGCUCCGCACCUACAGGGAGCAGUCCCUUCUCUUCCACAGGUCCUGUGACUGCAACACCCUUCCAGACCAGCACUACCUAUCCAACACCAUCACACCCUCAGACCACUCUUCCCACUCACAUUCCACCUUUCUCCACCUCCUUGGUGACUCCAAGUACUCACACAGUCAUCACCCCUACCCACGCACAGAUGGCCACUUCUGCCUCCAUCCACUCAACGCCAACAGGUACAAUUCCUCCACCGACAACGCUCAAAGCCACAGGGUCCACCCACACAGCCUCACCAAUGACACCGACCACCAGUGUGACCAGCCAAGCCCCGAGCUCAUUCAGCACAGCCAAAACCUCUACAUCCCUACAUUCACACACUUCCUCCACACACCAUCCUGAAGUCACCCCAACUUCUACCACCAACAUCACCCCCAACCCCAGCAGUACAGGAACUGGCACACCCGUGGCCCACACCACCUCGGCCACCAGCAGCAGGCUACCCACACCCUUCACCACACACUCCCCACCUACACGGAGCAGUCCCGUCUCUUCCACAGGUCCUAUGACUGCAACAUCCGUCAAGACCACCACCACCUAUCCAACCCCAUCACACCGUCAGACCACACUUCGCACUCACAUUCCACCUUUCUCCACGGCCUUCGUGACUCCAAUUACUCACACAGUCAUCACCCCUACCCACUCACAGAUGUCCACUUCUGCCUCCAUCCACUCAACACCAACGGGCACUGUUCCUCCACCAACAACGCUCAAGGCCACAGGGUCCACCCAUACAGCCCCACCAAUGACACCGACCACCAGUGUGACCAGCCAAGUCCCGAGCUCAUUCAGCACAGCCAAAACCUCUACAUCCCUACAUUCACACACUUCUUCCACACACCAUCCUGAAGUCACCCCAACUUCUACCACCAACAUCACCCCCAACCCCACCAGUACAGGAACUGGCACCCCUGUGGCCCACACCACCUCGGCCACCAGCAGCAGGCUACCCACACUCUUCACCACACACUCCGCACCUACACGGAGCAGUCCCUUCUCUUCCACAGGUCCUGUGACUGCAACACCCUUCCAGACCACCACUACCUAUCCAACACCAUCACACCCUCAGACCACUCUUCCCACUCACAUUCCACCUUUCUCCACCUCUUUGGUGACUCCAAGUACUCACACAGUCAUCACCCCUACCCACGCACAGAUGACCACUUCUGCCUCCAUCCACUCAAUUCCAACAGGCACAAUACCUCCACUGACAACGCUCAAGGCCACAGGGUCCACCCACACAGCCCCACCAAUGACACCGACCACCAGUGUGACCAGCCAAGCCCCGAGCUCAUUCAGCACAGCCAAAACCUCUACAUCCCUACAUUCACACACUUCCUCCACACACCAUCCUGAAGUCACCCCAACUUCUACCACCAACAUCACCCCCAACCCCACCAGUACAGGCACCAGAACCCCUGUAGCCCACACCACCUCAGCCACCAGCAGCAGGCUACCCACACCCUUCACCACACACUACCCACCUACAGGGAGCAGUCCCUUCUCUUCCACAGGUCCUGUGACUGCAACAUCCUUCCAGACCACCACUACCUAUCCAACACCAUCACACCCUCAGACCACUCUUCCCACUCACGUUCCACCUUUCUCCACCUCCUUGGUGACUCCAAGUUCUCACACAGUCAUCACCCCUACCCACGCACAGAUGGCCACUUCUGCCUCCAUCCACUCAACGCCAACAGGCACCAUUCCUCCACCGACAACGCUAAAGGCCACAGGGUCCACCCACACAGCCCCACCAACGACGCUGACCACCAGUGUGACCAGCCAAGCCCCGAGCUCAUUCAGCACAGCCAAAACCUCUACAUCCCUACAUUCACACACUUCCUCCACACACCAUCCUGAAGUCACCCCAACUUCUACCACCAACAUCACCCCCAACCCCACCAGUACAGGAACCGGCACACCCGUGGCCCACACCACCUCGGCCACCAGCAGCAGGCCACCCACACCCUUCACCACACUCUCCCCACCUACAGGGAGCAGUCCCUUCUCUUCCACAGGUCCUAUGACUGCAACACCCUUCCAGACCACCACUACCUAUCCAACAGCAUCACACCCUCAGACCACUCUUCCCACUCACGUUCCACCUUUCUCCACCUCCUUGGUGACUCCAAGUACUCACACAGUCAUCACCCCCACCCACGCACAGAUGUCCACUUUCUCCUCCAUCCCUUCAAUGGCAACAGGCACCAUUCCUCCGCUGACAACAUUCAAGGCCACAGGAUCCACCCACACAGCCCCACCAAUGACAGUGACCACCAGUGGGACCAGCCAAGCCCACAGCUCAUUCAACACAGCCACAGCCUCUUCUUCCUUCAUAUCCUCCUCGUCUCGGCUGCCUCAGAACUCUAGCUCAAGGCCACCGUCAUCACCUAUCACCACAGGACUCCCCCACUUGAGUUCUGCAACCACUCUUGUUUCCACAACUAAUCAGCUGUCCUCCUCAUAUUCUCCCAGUCCUUCUGCCCCCUCUUCCGUUUCUUCUCAUGUGCCCUCCUCCCACUCCUCUCCCCAGACUUCAUCUUCUUCUGCUGGCACGUCUUCCUCUGUCGUGUCCACCCCCGUGCACGCCACAACCCUGAGCUCGGGCUCACACUCCUCAUUGUUCACUCAUCCCACAACUGCAUCCGUGUCUGCAUCUCCUCUUUUUCCUUCUUCUCCAGCUGCCUCUACUACCAUUAGGGCCACUCUCCCCCACAGUAUCUCCUCUCCUUUCACUCUCUCUGCCCUACUCCCCAUAUCCACUCUUACCGUGUCUCCCACCCCAUCCAGCCACAUAGCCUCCAGCACCAUUGCAUUUCCGUCCACGCCCAGGACCACGGCCAGCACCCACACCGCCCCUGCCUUCUCCUCUCAGUCCACCACCUCGCGGUCCACUUCUCUCACCACCCGAGUUCCCACGUCAGGCUUUGUGUCACUCACCUCGGGGGUGACGGGUAUCCCCAGCUCUGCAGUCACCAACCUUACCACCAGGCACCCUGGUCCCACCUCAUUGCCUACCACGCGGUUCCUGACCAGCUCCCUCACUGCACAUGGAAGCACCCCUGCUUCUGCCCCAGUAUCUUCUCUCGGGACAUCUACGCCCACCUCACCCGGGGUCUGCAGUGUGCGGGAGCAGCAGCAGGAGAUCACGUUCAAGGGGUGCGUGGCGAACGUGACGGUAACCCGCUGUGAGGGCACCUGCAUUUCCGCCGCCAGGUGAGUCCACAGGUGGGAGGCCUGCCCCACGUCCAGCAAGGUGCUCACAAUCCCACCCAGAGAGACGCCAGGGCAGGUUCACGCGCCCCACCCAGGCACCUGCUGCCCCAUCAGGUGAGCCACUCUGCGCUCCAUCUGCCUAACACCGCCCUGGCGCAUGUGAGCCGGGAGCUCAGCGGGGAGGUCCAGGCCUCUGUAGAGCAGCUGCCCUGGGGAGGGAGGAGCCGUAUGUCCCUGCAGCAGCCAUGACCCUGCUCUGUCUUGACUUCUCGGCAGCUUCAACGUCAUCACCCAGCAGGUGGACGCCCGCUGCAGCUGCUGCCGCCCCCUCCACUCCUAUGAGCAGCAGCUGGAGCUGCC
Molecule: messenger RNA, 15568 nt
Organism: Symphalangus syndactylus (siamang)
Lineage: Eukaryota; Metazoa; Chordata; Mammalia; Primates; Hylobatidae
Gene: MUC6
Product: mucin 6, oligomeric mucus/gel-forming
Cellular component (GO): extracellular matrix
Molecular function (GO): protein binding
Source: RefSeq, a predicted model, not a curated record